GAGAAAUAUCACUUUUACGGUCCUUCGUGGGCUUUAUAUGUCUGGGCAUUGGAGCGCGUCCCGGGCUUCGGACACAUGGUCGCAGCAUCUAGCGGUGAUCCGACAGCGCACCCUCGGUGUUUGAGAUGGACUUUCAGGGGUAAGCCGAAGCUUCACGGUCUGCGCGAUCUAUUCGAGGGACAGGGUGGUGUCAUGCCCCUGGAGCCCGAUGCUGACGAUCUGUCGAGUCACUACUUCAUAUCAGCGCUGACACCGGGCGAACUCUCGGUGAGCUUCAGGCCCCCCGACAACCCAUUAGCUCGGGGUGUCCAAUUUCCACAGGGCACCGGAGCCCGUGUUGUGGAGGAGCACGGGGACGAGGAGGAUGUACCUAGACAGCCUCGUACGACUCGCAGUCACAGUGUCCGGGGCCCUGUGAGGGAUGCUCGACAGCACGAGCCGGCUCGUCAUUCAGUAGAUCCGGGCUCGCGCCCUGUGAGGGAUGCUCGACCCCACGAGCCGGCUCGUCAUUCAGUAGAUCCGGGCAAGCGCCCAGCGCCGCAUACUUCUUCAUCGUCGAGCGGAUCUCGGAGUGUAUCCAGUCCCAGCGAGGGUGAGGUGGAUCGUAAGUGGGUGAAGAAGACGAUCCGUCAGGAGAUUAAGAAGGCCUUCGGCAAAUUCGUGGAGAAACUGAAGAGCAAGGGUAAAAAGGAUAGGUGCAAGAAGAGCAAACAUUUCCGAGUGCCCGACUCCCCUGAUGAUGAUGACCAGCGACGGUCCCCUGAUCCUCCACAGCCACGGUCUCCUCCACAGCGACGGUCUCCUCCACCCAGUGCUUCAGGGCCCGACGCUUCAGGGCCAAGCGUUUCACGUUCCUGCGACAACGACCCCCGCGGUGAGGAACCACGCCAUCCAGAGACCCAGGAUUACGACGAGCAGUGGCGGGCCAUGAAUCAGUCUGUUCAGGGCGACUACACACCGGCGGAGCAGACUUUUGACUGGUCGACCCAGGUCUACCCUCAUUGGUCUUCCCCAUUCCUGAAGCCGUAGUAUAGAACAGAGACC
Molecule: messenger RNA, 1044 nt
Organism: Salvia miltiorrhiza (redroot sage)
Lineage: Eukaryota; Viridiplantae; Streptophyta; Magnoliopsida; Lamiales; Lamiaceae
Exons: 2
Coding region: 76-1029 (317 amino acids)
Source: RefSeq, a predicted model, not a curated record